CAGAGCCCCGCCGCGCGCGCGCGCCCCGGCCCGCGCCCGGCGCCGCGCCCCAGCCAGCCCGCGGGGCGCCCACCUGCCGCCCCGACGGGAGGCCCCCAGCGGCCGCAGCCGCUGCCCGGGGCCGGGCGCCCGCGGCGGCACCAUGAGUCCCCGCUCGUGCCUGCGUUCGCUGCGCCUCCUGGUCUUCGCCGUCUUCUCGGCCGCCGCGAGCAACUGGCUGUACCUGGCCAAGCUGUCAUCAGUGGGGAGCAUCUCAGAGGAGGAGACGUGCGAGAAGCUCAAGGGCCUGAUCCAGAGGCAGGUGCAGAUGUGCAAGCGGAACCUGGAGGUGAUGGACUCGGUGCGCCGCGGUGCCCAGCUCGCCAUCGAGGAGUGCCAGUACCAGUUCCGGAACCGGCGCUGGAACUGCUCCACGCUCGACUCGCUGCCUGUUUUCGGCAAGGUGGUGACGCAAGGUGUGGCCUUUGCGGUGACGCGGGCAUGCAGCAGUGGGGAGCUGGAAAAGUGCGGCUGUGACCGGACGGUACACGGGGUCAGCCCACAGGGCUUCCAGUGGUCGGGAUGCUCGGACAACAUCGCCUACGGCGUGGCCUUCUCACAGUCAUUUGUGGACGUGCGGGAGAGGAGCAAGGGGGCCUCGUCCAGCCGGGCCCUCAUGAACCUCCACAACAACGAGGCCGGCAGGAAGGCUAUCCUGACUCACAUGCGGGUGGAGUGCAAGUGCCACGGGGUGUCGGGCUCCUGCGAGGUAAAGACGUGCUGGCGAGCCGUGCCGCCCUUCCGCCAGGUGGGCCACGCGCUGAAGGAGAAGUUUGACGGCGCCACGGAGGUGGAGCCACGCCGUGUGGGCUCCUCCAGGGCGCUGGUGCCGCGCAACGCGCAGUUCAAGCCGCACACAGAUGAGGACCUGGUGUACUUGGAGCCCAGCCCGGACUUCUGCGAGCAGGACAUGCGCAGCGGCGUGCUGGGCACGAGGGGCCGCACGUGCAACAAGACGUCCAAGGCCAUCGACGGCUGUGAGCUGCUGUGCUGCGGCCGCGGCUUCCACACAGCACAGGUAGAGCUGGCCGAGCGCUGCAGCUGCAAGUUCCACUGGUGCUGCUUCGUCAAGUGCCGGCAGUGCCAGCGGCUCGUGGAGCUGCACACGUGCCGGUGACCGCCGCCCAGCCCUGCGCCCGCAACCACCUAGUGGCCCAGGGAAGGCCGAUAAUUUAAACAGUCCCGCACCACCCACCCCAAAAGAUACUGGCUGUAUUUUUUAUUUUGGUUUGGUUUUUGGGUCCUCAUGUUAUUUAUUGCCGGAACCAGCCAGGCGACCCCAAGAGCACCAACUGGGGCCUCCCUGAAGCCUGGGCCUUUGCGGCUGCCACUGACCAAAGGGACUUUGCUCAUGCUUCUGGCUGCCCACAUGUGGCCACUGCUGACCACUCACUUUUUAUCUGUACCUGUUUUUCCACUUGCAGACUUAAGGUGGGUAACGAAGUGUUACAGCCACAUGCCUACUGACCCUGCCAUCUAGGGAAAGGGGCAGCCCUAUGGCAGGGGAAUGGUGCCAUCUUGACGGCAGUUGCACCCCACACUUACACACGCACCUCGGGCAGCUUCAGCCUGGUAGCUUUGUCUCUCAAGCCCCCUGGAAAAGGAAUGGGCAGACACCAGGUCCAGGGCAGAGGGUUAAUUUCAGGCCUCCAUGAGCAGCCAGAGGUUCAAUCUCUGUGGGACCCUCCAGGCAAGAACAGCAGAUGAGGCGAGAGCCGGUGAAGGCUGCAGUGCCCCCACCCCUAGCCCAGCCGCCAGGCCUCCCCUCAGAGAGGGAGACCCUCACUCCCUGGUCCCUCCCAGGCAGGAAUACGGCUGCGUCCUGGAUCAGAGACCCCAGCUGGGCCUUCACGGUGACGCCGUGAGCGUCACUCCACGGUGCUGCUCCUCCAUGAAACUAAGAAUGGAAACGCCACACGCACACAGGAGAGGGCCACGAGAAAAAGCCAUCUCCCAACUUUUAUUUCACUCCCUUAACCAAACCUACUGAGCAAAUACUGUUCUAGGCCCUGUACUGGGCCAUCUCACUGGAUGACCACAGCAGUCCUGGGAGGCCAACAAGACAGGGAUGCAUGCUUGUGCCCAUUUUACAGGAGGAAGGGCAAGGCUCAGCUGGGUCCCAGAGCCAGUAGAGGCAGAGGCAGAGCCAGAAGAGCCCCCCCAGCCAAGGCUCCUCCUGGACUCCUGUACCCAAAGGCCCAGAAACUGUAGGUCCCCCUGGGUCUGAGCCUUGGGGAUGGAGCUCUGGCUGGAGGAAAAGGGGCUGGGAAGCAGCAGGAGCCACAGACCACAGGCUGAGCCAGAGCCCACUUGGUUCCCAAGGGAGGGCAGAGCAGGCUCUGAGGGAAGAGGUGGACAGUGGGAAGGCUGACGAAGUGAGGUCUCCGCAGCAGAGGCACCCCUGCCCCCAGGUACCGUGGGUACUGAAGCAGAGCCCCCCAGAGCCAGCACCAGCAGCCCGGGCCUGGCCCUGUGCACCAGCCAAACCAUCAGGAGCCCAGCCCAAACUUCUGUGAGCAGGACCUGCACACAGCAAGCCCUGGCCUGACCCAACUGCUGCUCAGGUGGGCUCCCCACCACCAGAGGACCUCACUCUCAGCCCUCUCUCCAAGCUGCACCAACACUGGGGCUUUCGGCUCCUGGUUUGAGGUCUUAAGCUCCAGGCUCCAGGUUCUCAGACUCCAGGUUCUUGGCUCCAGGGUUCAGCGUCUGAAUUCAAGGUCCCAGAUCCAGAAUACGGGCUCCAGCCUGUAGACGCUCUCCUCCAGGCCUUGCGGUUUGUGCCUCCUGGUGUUGGCUCCCUCACGAAGACAGGGUCAACACCCUCGGCCCCCAGCCAAGCUCUCUGCUCAGUGUCCAUCCAAGAAGAAGGCCAAAACCAAGUGAGAUGCUGGACCCACAUUCAAAUGUGGGGAUAAUCUUGGGGCAGGCAGGCUCUGAUGUGGAUGAAAGCUGAGCCGACUAAGUGUCCCCACAGCUGCCCAGCUGGGCUCACUGCUCCUCUGGCGGGCUCUGUUCAGCUGUCUGCUCAGAGCCAGGGAAAAUACUAUCCCUCACUGGCAGAGGCCCGACCCACACAAAGGAAGCAGUGGAGACCCCUCCCCCACCCCUAAGUCCUGUCCCCAGAGCCAGAGGACUAGUAGAUUCAGGCUGGAUGCUGGUAUGAUGGGCACUGCCCCAGGGAGAAGGGAGAGGAUCUCUGCUUAUUCAUAGGCCUCACCUCUCCACCUACCAGGGGGCUCCUCAAAGCUGAUCCUCCCGGGGUUCUGAAGGGUGUAGCCCCGGUGAAGCAGACUAGAUUCUAGGAACCUCUGCCCAGCCCUACCACCACUGCCACCAGCACCCCAAAGGCCAAAGGGAUCCACAGCUGCAGGAAAAUGGAGUUUCCUUGGACACACCCAGCUCUAAACUGUCCAGCAGAACAGUUUAAAGAGGAACCAGCACAGGACUGACAUAGCCACCCACCCUGGAAGCUGGCCAGAGGGUUCAAGCCCUGCCCGAGACCCUCUCCACUAGUCUUAACGCAAGGCAAAGGUGUCCUCGGAGGCCUAGGGCUGGACAAGCCCCAGCUCUGGAUGCUGCUACCCCCUCUGCUGCCCCCACCUCAUCCCAAUUUUUAUACUAGGCACCUUGCCUUUGUGACGUCCCCAUGAAAUAGUCUGGUGCACGAUAAAACGAUUAUUUCUUUACCUUGCAAUUGUGGCAGUGACUUUUUUGUAGAAGAGGGAGAAGAGAGACUUGGGGAAGGACAUGGGAAAAGCAGAUAAACAUUAUCAAAUUCUAGAUAUGGGGACACUCUUUGCCCCCUCUCCUUCUCAAUAACUAGUUUGAAUUCACCUUUAACACCCAGAGGCUGUAUCCGCAUUUCACUGAGCCAUGAUCAGCUGUUCAAACCUUGGCCUUAUCCAAGGUCUCAGAACCCUUCUUGGGCAUUGAUUUGGAAAGGAGGGACAGACACGAUGACAGAGGAGGGUGUGGUAAAGUGGAUGUAGAUUGAGGAGGUGGGGGACAAAUAGAAAAGAAUUUAGUUCCUGCCCAAGCACACAAGGAUUCAAGGCCUGUGGCUAAAAGUAAACUCCAAGAUCGGAGCCCAGUCAGAAUGAGGAGUCUGGAUGGAAAACUCCAUAUAACUCAAGUCACAGCUGCUGGGGAAACCCGAAGUGGCUUCUCAGGAACCUCAGUCUAGUGGAAUGAAGUCCUCAGCCUUACCAAGGGGGCUAUGGUCCCACACCCACACCCCGCCCCUACUGCAGUAAACCCACACCAGCCUGGGAACAGUUAGGCUAGUAUGUGCUUGGCUUUCCAAAAAUUUAAUGGGGUAUAAAAGGGCCAAAGCAAAGUGCUUUCAGGAUAGCAGUGGUACCCACAAAUUUGUGAAGCAUUGGGGAAGGGAUGGGGUCUAGAGUAUGGGUGGAUAGAAAAGGACACAUCCGCAAAUCAGGGUCAAACGCAGAGAGAAAGGGACUGGUGACAUAGAGGGUCCGAGAUGGUAGAGCAAAGAGGUGGGGAUGUCCGUGCCCAACCACCUUCCAGAACUGGGAAAAGGACCUAGGCUUUGCAAUCAAACAGACCUGGGUUGGAAUCCCGGCACUGCCACUUCUUCACUAUAUGGAACCUUGAACAACUCUUUGUCCCUCUCUGGAACUCAUUUUCUUCAUUUGUAAUAUAGGGCUGCUCCCCUUGCCCCAACUUCAUUCAUAAUUUGGGGUUAAAUAAUAAUAGAACCUAUUUCUUGGGGAUGUUAAA
Molecule: messenger RNA, 4785 nt
Organism: Balaenoptera musculus (blue whale)
Lineage: Eukaryota; Metazoa; Chordata; Mammalia; Artiodactyla; Balaenopteridae
Gene: WNT4
Product: Wnt family member 4
Exons: 5
Coding region: 143-1156 (337 amino acids)
Biological process (GO): cell fate commitment; canonical Wnt signaling pathway; neuron differentiation
Cellular component (GO): extracellular region
Molecular function (GO): cytokine activity; frizzled binding
Source: RefSeq, a predicted model, not a curated record